AUCCUGGCGGCAAGGCUCGAAUCCUCCCCGGAGGUGAUCUGCAGCUGGGCAGCAGGGACCGCAUAACCUCUCCAGCACGUAACGUCCGACGGGAGCACAGAGCAAGGUUGUCAACGUGGCAGAUGGGUAGCACGCUGCGCUGUCAGGCGAACAAUAGCGGGGAGCUGUUGGGCGGAGGCAGGGUUCGACAGCAGCCGCACUAUUUGGCCGGGUAUGCUGUGUUUGCGGGAGGGGAUGGGGGAUGGAUGGCUUCCCCCCGUGGUUUCGCCUUGUCUUCGCUUUCGUUAAAUGGGACCAUCUCCUCAUCGGACGUGGUUCAGGACCUCGACCUCUGUUCAUUCGAUUCGAUCGAUCGAUCCAAGCAUCGAAAUGCCUUACACUUACUACACCGACCCGGAGGUCUCGGACGAUGACUUCGUGCUCAUCGAGUUGCGUCUCUUCCUUGCCACCCUACUCAACUGAAGCCGUGACUGACACCCUCACCCGCAGGACAAAGCACAGCCACCCCAAGCUCUGUGACGCAUCACUGAACCCCGCCAGUGAAAUCACCAUCACCGUCAUCCCGGCCUCGGAGUUCAAAGCAGACGGCAUCGACACCACGCGAGCAGCCGGCGAGCAUGACUUCCUGGUGGCCAACAUGUUUGGUCCCGUGGACUGGGAGACGAGUAGCUCGGACGAUGAGGAUGCAGCUGAAGAUGGUGUCUUGACAGCCUUGGAGGCGGGCAAGGCGUACCGGCCUUUUGAGGCAGGGAAGAGGAACUAUGUUUGUGAAGCAAACAUGUUUGGACCGAUGGACUGGGCGCUGGAGUUCUUGGGCCUGAGCAUGGAGGAGGAUGGGAAUGCCGGGGGAGAGAGCGAAUAGCGAGAAAGAGGUGAAGAGGGCGUGAGUGAUAUGCCUGACUCCAUCAGUAGCACCGACAGA
Messenger RNA from Neohortaea acidophila, 922 nucleotides. RefSeq lists its product as uncharacterized. NCBI's taxonomy places the organism in Eukaryota, Fungi, Ascomycota, Dothideomycetes, Mycosphaerellales, Teratosphaeriaceae. The transcript has a single exon. The record is from RefSeq and is a predicted model, not a curated record. Bases 242 to 862 code for a protein of 206 amino acids.